UUUUGAUAAUACAAAUUUGUAAACAUUUUAUUAUAUUUAUCUUAAAUAAUGAAGUCCGAAAAACUUAAACGAAACUUUUGGGUGUCCGCCGAAAUUGAGUGCAUGCUCAAUUUGAUAAAGGAGGUCAAUAACUGCCAGGGCGCUCUGUCCACGAGCACAACGCAAUACACAUUUAUUCAAAUUGCCAAUCAAAUGAAAAAACAUGGAUUUCCAAACAAGUCGCCCACACAAAUAAGAAGGAAAUGGUUUCAAAUGAAAAGCGCUUACCUGUGCUACAAGAAGGGAAAUGUCGACCGGCUGUUUCUCAUACCCGAAAAGUUCAGAAAUGUUAUAGCUCAGUUUGUGGAAAGCGGUGAGAAAAUUGGUCGUUCUAAUCUUUCCACCAUCUCGACCGGAACUCCGGCCAUACAUCAGCAAGAACGUAUUGCCGAAGAAGACACGACCAUUAUGGAAAAGCUUAUGAGACAAAUCAGGAAAAACAACAAGAGUGUGCUCUCGGAGUUUGAAAAGCUAGAAGAGUCGUUAUUGGAAUACGAGCACAAGUGCCAAUUUAUUCGAGACAAAAAUAUUAUAAAGCACCUUGAAGUUAAUUAAACGAUUGAAUGUAA
Messenger RNA from Drosophila serrata, 608 nucleotides. RefSeq lists its product as uncharacterized. NCBI's taxonomy places the organism in Eukaryota, Metazoa, Arthropoda, Insecta, Diptera, Drosophilidae. The record is from RefSeq and is a predicted model, not a curated record.